This is a messenger RNA of Arachis duranensis, 1274 nucleotides long. RefSeq lists its product as uncharacterized. The record is from RefSeq and is a predicted model, not a curated record. The transcript is spliced from 5 exons. Lineage: Eukaryota; Viridiplantae; Streptophyta; Magnoliopsida; Fabales; Fabaceae. The coding region runs from base 510 to 992 and encodes 160 amino acids.
AAAAUGGAACCCUAACCCACUAUCCCUCUAUCUCUCAGCAACCAACAGCAGCAGCCACUGCCUCCGUCGCCGCCGAACUCUUCUCGUCAGCCAAAGGGUGCCGUUGCGCCGGCAGUGACGGACAGAGGGUCAGAUCGAAGUCCUUGGCCGUCGAUCCUCUUCUCCUUCACGCCAUCACCUCUGUACUUGCAUGUCGAAGCUCGUUGCCGUCUUCUACUCUUCUCUACAUCGUCGUCGUGGUUGUGGACUUGUAGAUCGAGGAGCUGUCAGUUUGAAUCCUAUCCUCGUCUCUAUCUCGCCGUUCUACCCUCCCCGGCAAAUGAGUUUCGUUCCUCCCUCGUCUUGGUCUCUGUCUUUGUCUCGCCAUUCCUCCCUCGUCUCUGUUUCUGUCUCACCGUUCCUCCUUUGCUAGCAUUACUUGACCGGUUUAAUGACCGGUUCGAUUUUCACAACCUUGGCGAAAACCACUACUGGAGAAGAAAACAAGAAUAGAGACUGUGAAAGCAAAAAUGAAGAAGACAAUGGUAACAAAGAAGGAGAAGCCGCACUAUAACAAAACUCACAAUCUCAGAUGUCAGACUAAGGCAAUAGCAACAGUGUUCAAGAAUUUGAGUCUGGAAAAGAAAGAUAUAGUUGAAGAAAUGGGAUUCGGUGCACUGGCACAUGUCCCGGAAAUGAACAUCUCUCACGCCCUCUUGAGAGAGUUGAUAGCUUGCUAUGAUGACUAUUAUGGAUGCCUGAACACUUUCCACGGAAAAAUAUACAUAACACCUGAUAAGGUAGCAGCUGCGCUGGGCAUAAAUCACGGUGUUGACUACGGUAGACUGAAUGAGGCAGACAAGCAAAUUAUUGAUGGCUUCAAAUGUGUUAUGUUAGCUUCUUUGAUAAAAUCUGUCCUCGAAAUGAGUAUUGAUGGGGAGGAGAACCGGCAGAAAUUUUGGAGAACUUUUGUUGUCUUCGUCCAGAAGAGUUCCUACUACCGACAACGGUAAGCAUGGUCUCCCCAAUCCAUAAGCAGCCUGCCCUUCGUGUGGACAACAUUCGACAGUGGGAUUGGACAAAUCAUGUCCUCAGCUUCUUGAGGAAGGGCAUUGAAAAUGGGAGAAAGGGGAAGAAACAGUCCAUUGAUGGCUGUGUGUUUGUUUUGAUGCUGAUUUAUUUCCAUGAAGCUAAGUUCCCUUGCUUGGAUGCAGCUGAUACUCCAGGGCCACCGUGGGUGGCCCACUAGACACUGAAGAUGAUGCUUGAUUAGAUUUCUCAGGAAGUAACUGAUA